Eptesicus fuscus (big brown bat) is the source of this 4500-nucleotide messenger RNA. It is a transcript of the gene MGAT3, whose product is annotated as beta-1,4-mannosyl-glycoprotein 4-beta-N-acetylglucosaminyltransferase. Gene Ontology annotation, molecular function: beta-1,4-mannosylglycoprotein 4-beta-N-acetylglucosaminyltransferase activity. Bases 1 to 1602 code for a protein of 533 amino acids. Gene Ontology annotation, cellular component: membrane. The record is from RefSeq and is a predicted model, not a curated record. Gene Ontology annotation, biological process: N-acetylglucosamine metabolic process; protein N-linked glycosylation. The transcript has a single exon. NCBI's taxonomy places the organism in Eukaryota, Metazoa, Chordata, Mammalia, Chiroptera, Vespertilionidae.
AUGAAGAUGAGACGCUACAAGCUCUUUCUCAUGUUCUGUAUGGCCGGCCUGUGCCUCAUCUCCUUCCUGCACUUCUUUAAGACCCUGUCCUACGUCACCUUCCCCAGGGAACUGGCCUCCCUCAGCCCUAACCUCCUGUCCAACUUCUUCUGGAACAAUGCCCCCGUCACGCCCCAGGCCAGCCCCGAGCCGGGGAGCCCCGACCUGCUGCGUACCCCGCUCUAUUCCCACUCGCCCCUGCUCCAGCCACUGUCCCCAAGCAAGGCCGCCGAGGACCUCCACCGCAUGGACUUCGUGCUCCCCGAGGACACCACCGAGUAUUUCGUCCGCACCAAAGCCGGGGGCGUCUGCUUCAAACCGGGCACCAAGGUGCUGGAGAAGCCCCCAUCGGGGCGGCCGGAGGAGAAGACGGAGGGGGGCGAUGGCUCAUCUGCCCGGGGCCCAGCCCGGCACCUGCUGAGCACCAGGGAGCGCACAGGGGGCCGGGGCACGCGGCGCAAGUGGGUGGAGUGCGUGUGCCUGCCGGGCUGGCACGGGCCCAGCUGCGGGGUGCCCACCGUGGUGCAGUACUCCAACCUGCCCACCAAGGAGCGCCUGGUGCCCAGGGAGGUGCCGCGGCGCGUCAUCAACGCCAUCAACAUCAACCACGAGUUCGACCUGCUGGACGUGCGCUUCCACGAGCUGGGCGACGUGGUGGACGCCUUCGUGGUGUGCGAGUCCAACUUCACGGCCUACGGGGAGCCGCGGCCGCUCAAGUUCCGGGAGAUGCUGACCAACGGCACGUUCGAGUACAUCCGGCACAAGGUGCUCUACGUCUUCCUGGACCACUUCCCGCCGGGCGGGCGGCAGGACGGCUGGAUCGCCGACGACUACCUGCGCACCUUCCUGACCCAGGACGGCGUGGCGCGGCUGCGCAACCUGCGGCCCGACGACGUGUUCAUCAUCGACGACGCGGACGAGAUCCCCGCGCGCGACGGCGUGCUCUUCCUCAAGCUCUACGACGGCUGGACCGAGCCCUUCGCCUUCCACAUGCGCAAGUCCCUGUACGGCUUCUUCUGGAAGCAGCCGGGCACCCUGGAGGUGGUGUCGGGCUGCACGGUGGACAUGCUGCGGUCGGUGUACGGGCUGGACGGCAUCCGCCUGCGCCGCCGCCAGUACUACACGAUGCCCGCCUUCCGGCAGUACGAGAACCGCACGGGCCACAUCCUGGUGCAGUGGUCGCUGGGCAGCCCCCUGCACUUCGCCGGCUGGCACUGCUCCUGGUGCUUCACCCCCGAGGGCAUCUACUUCAAGCUCGUGUCCGCCCAGAACGGGGACUUCCCGCGCUGGGGCGACUAUGAGGACAAGCGGGACCUCAAUUACAUUCGGAGCUUGAUCCGCACCGGGGGCUGGUUCGACGGCACGCAGCAGGAGUACCCGCCAGCCGACCCCGGCGAGCACAUGUAUGCCCCCAAGUACCUGCUACAGAACUACAACCAGUUCCGCUACCUGCUGGACAACCCCUACCAGGGGCCCAAGAGCACGGCGGAGGGCGGGCCGCGGAGCAGGGCUUCCGAGGGAAGGCCCCCCGCCAGGGCCAAGUCGGAAGCGGUGGAAGGCUGAGGUCGCAGGAUGUUCAGGGCCAGUGGCAGGGCAGGGGUGCGACAGCCCUCCUGUGAUCUUCCUGCCUCCUAACCUCGGGGGUCUUGAGAGAGAGGACCGGAAGUGGAUGCGUGGGAGAAUCUUCCCUGUCCACGCCUUUGUGGAUCAGGGGUCAGGCCUGUGACCUCAAAAACCGUCAUUCCUCAUGGUGAGAGGGGACCCUGGCCCUCUGCCCUCCAAGCGUGCUGUGCCAGGAGGUGCCGCGGACAGUGCAUGGUGGUAACUGGGUAGCAGGGGAGGGCGGGGAGGAGCUGGAGGAGCUCCUGGUGGCCCGGGAGCUGCAGCGCUGCUGGGAGAAGCCAGCCUUUGGCCCUGCAGUGGGAAAGGGCCAGCCAGGAGGUCCCCAGCUCUGUAAAUAGUUGCAUUGGGGUCCAGCAGGAAGCGGGGACGCCAGGAAAGGAGGGUACAGAAAACAGCAUCCAGCUGAGAGGUCGCCCAGGGUCCUCGGAAGUGCUGGGCCAGGAGCCGGGGGCCUCCACCCGCCUCCCCUCAGGGCCCCAGAUGCUCCUGAGCCGACGUAGGCGUGGGGCCUGGGGAGUCCUUUCAGUUCUGAACCUGGCGUUGAUGUUCCUUCUUACGUUUUAUCUUUCUGUCUAGUGGGCUCCCACUUGGCCCUUGCAAGGCCAGGAGUCCAAUUCUCAGGGUGGGAUGGGACAUCAGCCAGCCUAGUGGGUAAGACAUGGGGUGCCCACACCCCUUCCUGCCAGAAUCCCCUACCCCAGCCCUCCACUGUCUCAUGUGGAGUUACCCUGUACCCCUUCUUGGUGUUGGCUAGGGGCCAGAAAGGAGCCCUGAGUCUGCCCUGGGCCAAGAGGGCCCUUGAGGCCAGUUCUAUGUCAUCUCCUGCCUCUUAGUUUGCCCCAUGGGGGCAGGAGAUGUAUUCAUUAAAGUAGAUUCUAAGCUGCUGUAAUGAAGAGACCCCGAAAUACAGUGCUUUAAGCAAGACAGAGCUUGUGUCUAAUUUAACUGUCCAGAGGGAGAUGGUCUGGAUCGAGGAGGGCAGCUCUGCUUUCCUCAUACACCCCUUCCAGUUCUGGACAGAGCGGUUGCUCCACUUCCCACCAUCACGUGCAUCCGAGCCUGGGGGAAGCAGAGAAAAGCACAGGAAUGCACACCCUUUCCUGUUAACGGCGUGAGCCAGAGAUGGCCCAGCUGCUGCUGACCGCAUCUUGCUGGUCAGGACGUAGUCACAUGGCCACCGUAGCUGCAAGGGAAGCUGGGCCUCCACGUGCCCAGCCUCAGCUUAGUUCUCUUCUUAAAGGAAGGCGGAGCGGGUGGAUACAGGGGACAAGGAGCAUCUCUGGCACAGGGGGAGGGAAAGAGGGUAGAAAUGACUGUUGGAGUCAUAAGAUCCUCCUCUCGUAUUUGGAGCCCCUGGAACAACCUGCUCCUGCCCCCUCACUGCCAGCCCAGGGCUGGGGUGCAGUGAGAGCCUGCAGUCAUGGGGAGGAUGAGACACCCCCUCCCCAAGGCCCCAUUGGAUGCUCACCAGUGCUGCCAGGAGGCAGAGGCUGCCUGUGGAACGGUACAUGUUGGUACGCGUGUGUGUAUUUAUGGGCAUGGGUGCAUGCUUGUGUGUACUUGUAUGUGUCUGUGUCGGUGUGUCCCUGUACAUAGAUGCUUGUGUGUGGAUAUGGGAGCAGGGCCCAGACUUCUUCCCGGGAUCUGGAGCCUAUGACCAUACCUCCUGCAGCUCCCCAAAAUGACAGGCAGAAAGCCCUUGGGGAGCCUGGAAAACAAGGCUGAAGGGGAUGCAGGGUCCGUCUGUCUGUCUGUCUUUCAGUCCAAGAGAUGAGAAUCCUCCUGCCCUGAGGGCUGUGCAGCUGAGCGCCCACUACCUCCAGCCGCUCUUGGCCCCACCACAUCUUUCCACUCAGUGCCCUCUGGCCCCCAGCAGGGACUUUCUCUGGGUGUCUCCUGACGGGCCAGAGGAGGUGCCCCUAUGCCACAGCUCUGUCUGGGGGAGUUCCCGGUGUGGGCGUGGCCUGGGAGCAGCCUCUGGUGGGCAGGAAUGCAGAAGGCUGAGGGGCUCUAUUUCCUCACUCUCCUCCCUUGGAGUUACAGCAGCCACCCUCUCUGAUCCCGCGUGGGGCUGAGAAGUGGCUCAGGAAGCCAGCAGCCUGCUCGCCCCUGGACAGGCAGUGUCAGGGCUCCUGAGUCGUGCCUGAGUCCCAGCCCAGAAACCUCCCUCCUCGCCAGCUCCCUUACCCCACGCCCCUGGCUCUCCUGCGACUGCAAAUGCCGCUUCCCAGGCUGGCCUCCAGUUCACCAGCUCAGGGGCAGGGGCAGAAGAUGAAGCGAGGACCAGCCAAGCCCUGCCUUUCCGUAGACCCAGGAGGGCUGUUUGUGGUCUGCCAAGUGGAGGCCUGGCCAUUGGGUGGAGAUGGCAGCUGUCAGAGGGGUGGGGCCAAAGCAUGGGGUUGAGUUUCAAUUAUAAUCACAUCAUACACUGGGAAUUUGGGGGGUCAGGGGAGCCCUGGGCCACUCCCCCAAUGUGAAGGGAAACCGAACUGUGAAUGUGAAUACUGGUGCGCCACUGGCCCUGUCAGAUAGCCUUCCCUGGAAACACCUGCCCUGUGCCUCCAGGAGGCCCAGCCCACCCCCAGGUCAUGUCCGUUCCCAGGGACAGGUGUGGGGAGCUUUGGGGACAAAGGUGACCAUUGGGAUGGGGAGGCAGGACUUGCCCAAGCAGGUAGCAGGGCCCUAGGAAAGGUAUAAUUUAAGGACACCAUUAUUUCUUUUGUAAGGGAAAAUCAAUAUGUACAUUCUGAAAUCAUUUUCUCUGUAAAUGGUUGGAUUUCAUUUCACCCUUAAAGGGAUGUUUAAGAUAAUAUUAAUAAUAAAAACAUCUACAAAGUC